UAUACCUCUGGCCCAGUCUGUGUCGUUCACCCACAUUUAUGGCUUUUUGCAAACCCGACAGCUGCACAAGCAAAGGAGUAUGACGUGGUCAUCAAUGUUGCCAAGGAGAUUGCGAGUCCGUUGUUGGAAGAGGCAAGUGGUCAUGAAGAACCUACAGUGCCUCCGCGCAAGUUGGCUGGUGUUGAGUAUGUGCAUGUACCAUGGCAGCACAAUGCAUCGCUUGCACAGGAUCUUCCGUCCUUGACGGCGUACAUGGACCGUUGUCUGAAGCAGGAGAAGCGCGUGCUGGUUCAUUGUCAGCAAGGUGUAUCACGGUCUGCAUCGUUGGUGAUUGCCUAUGUUAUGAAGAGUAUGGGCAAGGAUGUCAAUGAAGCGUAUGGCUUCGUCAAGCAUGAGAGUCCCUGGAUUGGACCCAACAUGACACUCAUCUAUCAACUCUGCGAAUGGGGAAAAUUGCUCAAACGU
Protomyces lactucae-debilis is the source of this 465-nucleotide messenger RNA. Its product is annotated as dual specificity phosphatase. The record is from RefSeq and is a predicted model, not a curated record. Gene Ontology annotation, molecular function: MAP kinase tyrosine/serine/threonine phosphatase activity; protein tyrosine/threonine phosphatase activity. The transcript is spliced from 2 exons. NCBI's taxonomy places the organism in Eukaryota, Fungi, Ascomycota, Taphrinomycetes, Taphrinales, Protomycetaceae. The annotation marks the transcript as partial. Gene Ontology annotation, biological process: negative regulation of MAPK cascade; protein dephosphorylation. Gene Ontology annotation, cellular component: cytosol; nucleus; cytoplasm.